Molecule: messenger RNA, 4500 nt
Organism: Leptopilina boulardi
Lineage: Eukaryota; Metazoa; Arthropoda; Insecta; Hymenoptera; Figitidae
Product: homeobox protein 2-like
Exons: 4
Coding region: 26-3082 (1018 amino acids)
Biological process (GO): negative regulation of gene expression via chromosomal CpG island methylation; protein ubiquitination
Molecular function (GO): ubiquitin protein ligase activity
Source: RefSeq, a predicted model, not a curated record
GCCGCGCAGACAAAAGUCAAAUAAAAUGGCGAGAAAGAAGGUCGGAUUAAAAAUUUACUCCGAUUCAAUUGAUCAAAAUGAAUCAAUUUUACGUGAAUUGCAAAUGCAAAAACAGGUCGACGAAAGAAGUCCAAAGGAUCUUAAAGAACUUUUUAACAAUUUAAACACAAAUAAUAUAUCAAAAAAUGGAAGAGAUGAUGAUAAAUUUGCUGCUUUCUCAAAUACUCACGAGGCAACUGGAAAUUAUGGACCAAUCGCUGAUUGUCCAUCAGGCACAUGGUGGGGAAUUCGUGUUGAUUGUUCAAGACAGGGAGUUCAUAAGCCAUUUAAUUUAGAUAUUCACGAUGGUCCAUUUGGAGCAAUUUCAAUUUGUACUCCUCAAAAUUCCGAAUCAAAGGAUGUUGAUUUAGGUGAAAUUCUAACAAUAACUGGCCGAGAAUACUCAGAAUUAGAUGCAAGCAAUGAAUCAUUAAUUUUAAAUUUUCAACGUUGUGUGCCUUUACGUUUGGUACGUAGUUACAGUCUCUCAAAUGUUUAUUCACCAAAAACUGGCUAUCGUUACGAUGGUCUUUACAUUGUUAUUGCACAUUGGAUUGGCGAGUCGGAAAAUUCAAAAAAACAUAAAUUUGCCCUCUCUCGUCUUCAACAUCAAGAAUCACCAUCAUGGCUUAAUAACAAUAAUAAUUCAAUGUCAACAAAAUCAACAACAACAACAACAACAACAACAAAUGUGAAACAAUUACCAAAGAAAUUGUCGUGCACACUUCGUAAGCGAUCUUCCAAAAAAAUAAAUAGCCAAACUAUUUCUUCAAUUGUGAAUAAUGAGAAAUAUAAUAAUUGUGAAAAAAAUAAUAAAAAAUUAAGUGAAUCACCAUCAAUAUCACAAAAUGGAAUUGCAAUAUUAACGCGUCAAGUUUUUAAAAAACCAACAGCUGCAUCGACAACACCACCUGUUUCACGUUCAUUAAUAAAAGAAAAUUUAUCACAAAAUUCAUUCACCUAUAAACAAGUUGGACAAUCAAAAUUAUUAAAUACAAAUAUUGCUGUUCGCACUGAUUUAUAUGAUUCCUUUCAUAAUGUACAACAGGAUAUUAAAAAAACAUCAACAUUUUCACGUGUUUAUAAAUCAAAUCAUCAAAUAGAAAAAAUUGAUGAAACUCAAUUAUUGGAGAUUAAUGAAAAAACAUUAAAAAAUAAUUGUUUAAUAUCACAAAGAGAAAAUAUUAUUGAAAAAACAAUGUCACGUGAAUCAAUUUAUCAAAUUGUUGGUUGUCCAUUAAAUGAUAAAACAGAAGAAAAUAAUUUUCCAAUAAUAAAUAAUAAAGAAACAAAAAAUUGUCCCGAAAAACGUAAUUCAAUAAGUUCAAAUUCAUCAAAUUCAUUGGAAGCAUUGACGCCAGAUAAAAUUUUAAAUUUAGUUGUCAAAGAAAAACGUAAUCCAAUGGCAAAAUUAUUAAUUGGAAAUGUUAUUGGUUUGUCAAUUGAGGAAUCAUCAGUUAUAAAGGCAUACAAUGCAUUAAUAUCAAAAGAAAAUAAAGAGAGUAAUAAUAGUGAACAUAUUGAUAAUUCAAAUGGUGAUAAUAAUAAUAGACUGAAAGCAUCGUCAAAUUUUAAAAUGAUAUCAAAACGUAUAUUGAGACACAAUAGAAAUGAUGAAAAUCGAAAGAAUUAUUCAAAAUUAUCAAAGAGAAAUAGAGGCUGUAAUAAUGAUAAUGGACAAAUUAUUAAUAAUGGAGCAAAUUCUAAAUUUAAUGAUGAUCCUGGAGGUGUUAUUGGUUAUUCAAAAUCAAUGAAAAGAACACAGUCAAAAAUUACAGAGAAUUCAUCGAAAAUAACAAAAAAAUCAUCGGCUUGCAAAAAACAAAGACGAGAAAUUGCUAAUCUUGUUAUUGAUGCAAAUGUUGGUCCUAUUAUUAGAGGACCAAGAAAUAGACGUUUAAGAUGUCGUAAAAUAAUUGGUAAAGAUUCUGAUGGAUUUAUAAGUAAUACCGGUUUUCAAAAAAGAAGAGGAAUUCUUAAUAAACCAGCGAAACGCUCGGAAUUAUCGAAACGAAGAAAACGAAUGAAAGCGGGAAUUAAUAAAUCAUGGAAAUUGCAAACAGGAAAUAUUAAUUUGAAUUUAUCAAGAGGAAAGCAGAGAAAAUCUUUAGAAAAUACAAGAAAUUUUCAGGAUAUUCUAACGAGAAACACAGAUGUACAGAGGAUCAAUGUGGAAUCAGUGGAUCAUUUAACGAAAAAAUCAAGAAUGGUUGACGCAGUAUCGCAAUGUUCAUUAAUAACUGAACCAACAAUUAAUUCUUGUUCACAAAUGAAUAUAGAACUUGAUCAUUCAUCAGAUUUAGUUUGCAAUAAUGAACGUUUAUCAGUUACAAAAGUAGAAGAGGUUUAUUUAGAUGAUAUUAAAUCAGAGGAAGCCGCGGUAUUUUCUGAUGACAAUGAAAAUGAUGAUGAUGAAGACGAUGAAGUUAAUGACAAUGACGACGAUGAUGACGACGACAACAAUUCAGUUGAUAGUCACGAGUAUUUAAAUGGAUUUGAAAAUGAGGAGACAUUUUCAAAUUCAAAAACUAGUGAAAGAUUAACUGUUGAUCAAGAGCUUGAAUCUGUAUAUAAUAUUUAUCCUUUGAUUCAUCGUGAAUCAGCAUUUGUACCUGUUAAUUCGUCGAGUAGUUUAAAAAUAGCGAGACUAAGAUCAAUUGGAUUUAGACCAAUACAAAUGGAAGAUGAACGUGAAUUUAAUGAAGAUAAUAAUUUUAGUAGAAUUAGCAAUAAUGAGGAAAAUUCUGAUUCAAUUACAAAAGAAGCAGACGAGGAAUAUAAUAAAUAUACUAAUGAUAGUACAAGUGACGUUGGUUAUAUGGAUGAUGAUCUUCAUUAUGAGGAUAUUGAAAAUGAAGAUACAAGUAGCGAUGUAAGCAAAAGAAAAGAUUAUUUUCCCAAUGGCGAUAAUAAUCGAUUUUUCGAAAAUGAAGAAGAAGAAGAAGAUGAGGAGGAUGAGGAGGAAGAAGAAAAUUUUGAUAAACCUUGGCAUGGUUGGAAAAAAAUCUCUUCUAAAAAUGGGGAUCAAUGGAUUGGUUGGUGAAAUUUCAUCGUUUUUCUUUAGUUUGUUGGGAAAAAAUUCAUUUUUUAAUUUGAGUGCUGGUCAUUCCCCCCAAAGAUUUGAUUUCUCUUUUUUAAGAUUAAAAUUUUUUUUAUUUUUCUCUUUUCAUGAUAUAUAUAUAUAUAUAUAUAUUAAAAGUCGAAGAUUUUUAAUUUUAACCGCUUUUUAGAGCAGACGAAUAUUUUCGAGUUAUAUGUUAAUUUAUUGAUCAAUGAUUUUUUUUUUAAAUUCUUAAGUGUUUCAGCCUUUGACAAAAAAAAAUUAAGUGUUGGAAAUUUUAUAAAUUAAGAACACUAUUGGUUGUGUUUGUCUAAAGACGAAAAGUUUAUUUAACUGAAAUUCUAUAAAAGAAAAAUUUCUUCUAAAUCGAAUUUUUGAAAUAUAAUCAAAAUUCGAAUCACAAUUUAUUUAUAAUAAUUGCAUUCAUUAAAAUUGUUCAUUAAAAUCGUGACACUAUUAGAUCAAUGGAGAAAAUUGUCUUUAAAAAAUAAAAAAGUAUAAAACUUGUCUCUUUAAGAACAUUAAUUAAAUGUGCGCUGAUUCUUUUUUUUUUUUGGAAAAUAUUAAUGUUGAUAAUAAAAUUAUGACAAAAUGCUCGACUUUUAACAUAGAAUGAUAAUAGUUGUUAUUUUUUUUUAUAUUAAGAAAAUUAGAUUAGUUUGUUUUUUUUUCUCUUCUUAAUAAUUCGUUUAAUUUGAAAAUUCUAUGUACAUUGUAGAAAAUAUCUAGACGUUUGGUUUUUAUAAAAUAAAUAGUAGAAGUGUAUAUGACAUUUAAGAAAAUGUAAUAACAUUUAAACAUUUUCUACCUCCUCAUUAAUAAUUUAUACUUGUUUAUUACAUUGUAAAUGAUUUAAGAUUUGACAAAGUAUUAAUAUUUUUUUUUUAUUUCCAAUAAGGUGUUCAUAUAAAUUUUAAUGAGAAGAUAGAAAUUUAAUUUUUAAGAAAUUUUUAGUAAAACUAGUUUUUUUUUUUUGGGGAGUUUGAAUUUUUUUUUUUUUUUUCUAAAGGAAGAAUAAAAAAUUAUUUUAAAAUAUAGACGUUCAUUGAUAAGUCUUAUAUCAGAGGACAUUAAUGUUAUUAAAAAAAAGUAAGAGGCUUUUUGAAAAAUCUGGGUUUAAUUUAUUAGAAUUAAAAUUUUUUUUUAUUUAAAGUGAUCUCUGUGAUUAGUUAUUAUAGUAAUCUGUGUAUAUAAUUGUAUAUUAAGGCUUGCGUGACGAGAUAUGUAUUAGUUUUAUUUGAAAAUUCAUUUAUGUACCAUCGUUAAUGAUUUUUAAAAGUUUACAGUGUCACGCUUAUAAAUUUUGUACGGCUUAAAUCUUUAUUGUAUUUUUUUAAUAAUAUAUGCAAUUGUUCAAAUCAUUGCAUUUUAAAUAUAUCAAUAAAUAGAUGUACAUAUAU